Molecule: messenger RNA, 1149 nt
Organism: Vicia faba (fava bean)
Lineage: Eukaryota; Viridiplantae; Streptophyta; Magnoliopsida; Fabales; Fabaceae
Source: the annotation of a GenBank genome assembly
AUGGGAUUCCAGAUCUUCAACUUUUUAAAGCCCUUUAUGAAAGUGCUGGUGGUAAUAUUGUUGCUGAUAUUUCUGACAAAUAUUAGCCCCUCUGUAGCGCACUCUUUUCCUUCAUCCGAGACUACGAUGCACACUAAUAAUUGGGCUGUUUUAGUCUGCACCUCUCGUUUUUGGUUUAAUUAUCGACAUAUGGCCAAUACUUUAUCAUUGUAUAGGACAGUUAAGCGGUUAGGAAUACCUGAUGAGAGGAUUAUACUCAUGCUAGCAGAUGACAUGGCAUGCAAUACAAGAAACAAGUACCCUGCCCAAGUUUUUAAUAAUGAAAACCAUAGACUUAACCUGUACGGGGAUAAUGUCGAGGUAGAUUAUCGUGGCUAUGAAGUAAAUGUGGAAAACUUUAUGCGGGUACUAACAGGGCAUGGAGGUGAUGAGUUUUUGAAGUUUCAGGACUCAGAAGAGCUUCAAAGUCAUGAUUUAGCUGAUGUUGUGAAGCAAAUGAAAGAGAAACACAGGUUUAAGGAGCUACUGGUAAUGGUGGACACCUGCCAAGCCUCUACCCUGUUCUCACAGUUUCAUUCACCAGGGGUUUUGGCAAUUGGAAGUAGCAUGAAAGGACAGAACUCAUAUUCGCAUCACUUGGACUCAGAUGUGGGUGUCUCAGUUGUUGAUCGUUUUACCUUCUACACUCUUGCCUUCUUUGAGAGGCUGAAUAUAUAUGACAAUGCUUCAUUGAGCAGUCUUUUCAACUCAUACAACCCAAAUUUGUUGAUGUCAACUGCAUAUUACCGAAUGGACCUGUAUCAACGACAGUUAGAGAAGGUACAUGUGACAAACUUUUUUGGUUCUGUAAUGAAAACAAUACGCACCGAUUCAGCCUACAGGUCUCAGUCGAAUAAAAAAAUUGGCGGAGCGAAAAUUAAAAUGUCUUUGGAUCAAUCAACCUCAGACAAUAGCAGAAGAAUUUUGAGAAACUCUGAUGAUGAGGACCAAUUUAAUAAAUUAGGCACAAAGGAACACUUCCUUGGUGUUGGACAACUGUGGAAUACUAUUCUCAACCAAUUGAAUACUUUUGAAAGCACUGAUACUUUUGUUUGCUAUGGCCUUGUUUCAAUGCUUCCUCUGUUGAUAGUUUCUACGUGGCUAUCAUGA